Messenger RNA from Alternaria conjuncta, 723 nucleotides. RefSeq lists its product as uncharacterized. The transcript is spliced from 2 exons. Bases 1 to 723 code for a protein of 240 amino acids. NCBI's taxonomy places the organism in Eukaryota, Fungi, Ascomycota, Dothideomycetes, Pleosporales, Pleosporaceae. The record is from RefSeq and is a predicted model, not a curated record.
AUGUCUUCUUUACUACUACGUUCCGCCCGCCCCAACGUCCGCGUAGACGAUGAUGUCUGGGAUAUGAUCUUUCCUGACGCAAGGACCACAAAGAACCAGAAGGCCGCCGGAGACACCACUCAGUCCCCCGAACCGAUCACCGCCAAAGACAUUGACAUCCGAGAUUGGCCCUUCACAGACCGCAAGAAACUCGAGUCCGAGGACAACCGUAUCAAAGUCUUCAUCGACGACGAGCUCAUCACAACGAUCUCAAAACCACUGUUUCGAGCGACUUCGACGAAGACCAGCGAAAUCCUCGUGGAUGAUGCAGUCAUGCUACCCGCAGCCGUUGAUGCGGAUGCAGUGUCUCGACUCAUCAAAUACCUCGAGGACAUCAUUGCGAAUCCGGGCAAGUCCCCGCCAUUCAUCCUUUGUCUACCCAUGACAACAUCUCUGGACGUCUGUGCUGCGGCCUCGGCCCUUGGAAUGGACAAAUACGUCGAUGAUCUAUACGCCCAGUGCGAAGACCUUUUAAGAACAAGCCUACCCUCGUGGGCGACCAUCGAAGCCAUCACUUCAUAUGCGACAAUGACAGCGCACUUCUCCCGUCUCUUCCGCAUUAUGAUAGCCGGCCUCGCUAAACGCGUUUGGAACGAAACAGCCUCCAAUGUGGAAAUCUUCCAGAUCCAGCUAACCCCUGUUCUCGACAAGGCGAACCCUUUCUCAAAGAAGGGUGAUGUAUGA